Strongyloides ratti is the source of this 2109-nucleotide messenger RNA. RefSeq names its product Gamma-aminobutyric acid A receptor/Glycine receptor alpha family and Neurotransmitter-gated ion-channel transmembrane domain and Neurotransmitter-gated ion-channel family and Neurotransmitter-gated ion-channel ligand-binding domain-containing protein. NCBI's taxonomy places the organism in Eukaryota, Metazoa, Nematoda, Chromadorea, Rhabditida, Strongyloididae. Gene Ontology annotation, cellular component: membrane; synapse; neuron projection. Gene Ontology annotation, molecular function: extracellular ligand-gated monoatomic ion channel activity; neurotransmitter receptor activity; transmembrane signaling receptor activity. The transcript has 8 exons. The record is from RefSeq and is a predicted model, not a curated record. Bases 1 to 2109 code for a protein of 702 amino acids. Gene Ontology annotation, biological process: signal transduction; chemical synaptic transmission; nervous system process.
AUGUUUUACUUAAAAAAAAUAUACAUUUAUUAUCUAAUUAAAGUUUAUUUUAUACAAAUAAUAUUAUCAUCUUCAAUAGUUACCAUCAAUGAUGAGAUAGAUUCAAGUGUGAUUGAUGAUGAUGAAUCAUCAGGAGAACAAAAUAUUCCAUUAAAAUCAGUAUUAAAAAAUAUUAAAGAUGAAGAAAGUUCUGGAGGAAGUUCUUCAGCAGGAUUUGUUUCAUUAAGAUCAGUUCCAUUACCUAUUGCUAUGGAUGAAAUGUUAAAUGCUGGUAGGCAUGUUUAUGAUAAAUACUCUACACCAACACAAGGAAAUGAUCCAACUCAAGUAAAUUUAACAAUGUACAUUGAAGGAUUGUCUGGUUUCAGGACACAAACAAUGGAUUUUCAAUUAGAUGUUUAUUUACAACAAUACUGGAAAGAUAAAAGAUUAUCACACAAUGAAAGUUCAAGAAUAUUGGUAAGAGAUAAAAAAAUUCUUGAUAAAAUAUGGCAUCCUGAUUGUUAUUUUGCAAAUUCAAGAAUUGCAGAAUUUCAUACUGUUACACAACCUAAUUUUUUAUUAUGGAUUGAGAGAGAUGGUCGUAUAUUAUAUGAUACUAGAAUUUCAAUGAUUGUUAUGUGUAUGAUGAACUUAAGUAAAUGGCCAUUAGAUUCUCAAAGAUGUUCACUUAGAAUAUUGUCAUAUGCAUAUAAUAAUAAAGAAAUGAAUAUUGCGUGGGAUGUUAAUGAACCGAUAACUAGAAAUAUGGAUAUUGUAAUGGCUGAUAUGAGAAUUGUUGACAUUUCUCCAGGGCAUUGUAAUGGAGAAUUUCCUACUGGAACUUGGAGUUGUGUAACGGCUGAAUUUUAUGUAAUACGUGAAAAAAUGCACCAUGUAAUGCAAUUUUUUGUACCAUCAAUAUUAAUUGUUGUUAUAAGUUGGUUCUCAUUUUGGUUAGAUAUUGAAUCUGUUGCAGCACGUAUUAGUUUAUCAAUAACAACAUUACUAACAUUAUCAACACAGGCAAAUGCUGCUAGAAUGGCGUUACCAGAAGUUAGUUAUUUAAAAGCAAUAGAUGUUUUUAUGGGAACUUGUAUAGUAUUUGUUUUUGCUGUAAUUAUUGAAUUUACAAUAGUCAAUUAUGCUCAAAGACAAGGUAAGUUUUUAUUUAUUAAUUUUGUUAGAUCUAAUCUAAAUGAAGCUACUCAAGGGACAACAGGGGAAGGAAAUGAAAAAUCUAAGCGGAAAAGAAAAAAAUCUUCUAAAAAUAACAAUAAUGACUUAUCACAAAGGGCAAAAAAUUUUUUGCAUAAAACAUUAGCUAAUUUUAAUUUUGGUAAUGAUAAACAAAAGGGGUACUGUGAUGAUUCAAUUCCAGCUGACACAAUUGGUCCAAUGGAAGCAUGCUAUCUCCUUUUGGAUACAUUAACAGGGACUGUUUCUGUUAAUCCACCAUCUUCCACUAACUCUGAUUCUAUUAAAUCACCAAAUGAAAUUUUCAAUGAAUCAGAUAACUCACGCCUCACAAUGCUUCAUCCUGCUUUUCAUUCUGUUACUUUUGAAAUGCCUAAUUUUCAGGAACACUCAUUUUCUCAUUGUCCACAAUAUGGUCCAUCUUCUGUAACUUCAAGUCAACAUCACUCUCCACACUCAGCAUUACUAUCUCAUCAAUAUACUCAAGGAACAUCAACAAAUACCUGUUGUGAAAAUAUUCACCAUCCUACAAAUCAAUCACCAUCUUCAUUAUGUGAUUGGAGACUUAGGGAUGCUGAAAGAUUAGCUAACUGGUCAAAAGUUGAUAAUAUUAAUAAUGAAAAUGAUAAUAAAAAUAAACUUAAAAAAAGAUCUAUUACCAGUAAUAUUAAAGCAUUUACAGAAUAUAUAUCUGACAAUACAUCAGUUAACACUGAUGAAAGAAAUCCUCAUCCUUCACAUGAUAAUAACAUAAAAUCAAAAUUAAAUUUUCAAGAUAAAUGGGCAUCUGCCUUUAGACAUAUACAAAAUAAAAAGAAGAUUGCAGCUCGAAAUAAUGCAAGAAAAAUAGAUCAAAAAUCACGGUGGAUGUUUCCAUUGUCCUUUUUAAUUUUUAACAUAUCAUUUUGGAUAUAUUAUCUUUAUAUUGUUUAA